Molecule: messenger RNA, 249 nt
Organism: Fomitiporia mediterranea MF3/22
Lineage: Eukaryota; Fungi; Basidiomycota; Agaricomycetes; Hymenochaetales; Hymenochaetaceae
Product: nucleic acid-binding protein
Exons: 2
Biological process (GO): translation
Cellular component (GO): mitochondrion; ribosome
Molecular function (GO): structural constituent of ribosome
Source: RefSeq, a predicted model, not a curated record
CUCCAGGGGAUUGUCACCAAAGUGGGUUGCAUGAACAAGACAGCCACAGUCAGCGUUGCCCGUUGGGCCGUCCACCCACGAACGAAGAAACGUUUGGAACGCGUGAAGAAGUACCUCACUCAUGACCCCCAGAAUCAGCUACGUCUAGCAGACGAAGUGACGAUCCAGAACUGUCCACCCAUCUCAGCGCGGAAACGAUUUCAGCUAUAUAAGGUGUUGAAGAGUCCCGAAGCGGAAAGAGAGGAGCGA